AAGCUCUUUUCUUGUGUGUGACAACAGGUCAGGGUGAGGAGGAGGAGGAGGAGGAGAGCUGCCUGCAGAUACUGGAGCGAGAGGGACAGCCCAGCCCACAGCUCGAACUUCAAGCAGCGCUCACAACUCCGGCAGGGGAACGAUCUGCUGCUUCGCACAUCGCCUCCGCCGUGUCGGAUUACAAAACGUGAGCGGAGGAGCGGAUCGGGGAGCACGGAAACUUCCUUCCAUCUGCACCGCAGCCUCAGCCAUGGGAAGCCGGAGCGGGCUCUUUGUCCUGCUGCAGACGCUUAGCACCUACCUCCUUGCCCGAGCCUCCGAGGAGGUCGUUCCCAGGGUCACCGUACACUACGGUUCCUCCGAACGGGCAGUGAGAAGGUUUCAGGCUGAUGGAGACUAUCAUUACACUACACUUCUGCUAAGCAAAGAUGGGAGUACGUUAUACGUGGGGGCGAGGGAAGCCCUCUUUUCACUCAAUAGCACAAGCUUUGCUUCCACAGAGGACCAGUUACGGCUGACGUGGAAAGCAGAUGAUGAAAAGAAGAGACAGUGUGCUUUUAAGGGAAAGGAUUCCCAGAGAGACUGUCAGAACUACAUCAAGAUCCUCUUGCAGCUCAACAGCACGCACUUGUACACCUGCGGAACAUACGCCUUCAGCCCUACCUGCACCUACAUUAGAAUCAAAGAUUUUUCUCUGGAAAAUGAUGCCUCUGGAAAUGUUAUCGUGGAGGAUGGAAAGGGACGGUGUCCUUUUGGUCCAGAGUACAAGUCCAGUGCGAUAAUGGUCGAUGGAGAAAUGUAUGCUGGCACGGUCAGCAACUUCCAAGGAAACGAGCCCAUCAUUUACAAAAGCCAUGACAGUAGGAUAUCAUUGAAGACUGAGAACUCCUUGAACUGGCUCCAAGAUCCAGCUUUUGUUGGCUCUGCUCACAUCCCAGAGAGCCUUCCCAAAGGGAAUCCAGUGGGAGACGAUGAUAAGAUCUACUUUUUCUUCAGCGAGACAGGGAAGGAGUUUGAUUUUUUCGAGAACACGAUUGUUUCCAGGAUUGCACGUGUAUGCAAGGGAGACCUUGGUGGUGAGCGCGUCCUACAGCGGAGGUGGACUUCAUUCCUAAAGGCCCAGCUUCUGUGCAUCCGUGAGGAUGAUGGAUUUCCCUUCAAUGUCCUACAAGACAUGUUUGUUCUCGUACCUGGAGAGACAGACUGGAAGAACACCAUUUUUUAUGGGGUCUUCACAUCACAGUGGAAUAAAGGGGGAGCAGGUAGUUCUGCUGUGUGUGCAUUCAACAUGGACGAUGUCCAGAAGGCAUUCGGUGGUCUCUAUAAAGAAGUAAACCGUGAAACCCAACAGUGGUACACUUAUACCAACUCUGUCCCGGAGCCACGGCCUGGAGCUUGCAUAACCAACAGCGCGCGGCAGAUGAAAAUCAAUUCCUCUCUUCAAAUGCCUGACCGAGUCCUGAACUUCAUCAAAGAUCAUUUCUUGAUGGACAGCGCCAUAAGGAGCAAGCCACUGUUACUCCAGACACAAAUACGUUACCAGCAGAUCAGCGUGCAGAAAGUCAAAGGCCUGGGAAGUGACUACACCGUUAUGUUCCUGGGAACAGAUGAUGGCAGACUACACAAAGCGGUCAAUAUAAGGAACACGGUCCACAUUAUUGAGGAAAUCCAGCUGUUUAAGAAAAAACAGCCAGUUCAUGAGCUCCUGAUUGAUCACAACAAGGGUCUGGUAUAUGCGUCUUCACACUCGGUUGUAGUGCAAGUCCCCGUCUCAAACUGUAGUAUGUACAGGACGUGUGGAGAGUGCAUCCUGUCCCGGGAUCCGUAUUGCGCAUGGAGUAAGAGAGGCUGUCACACUCUGCCCCACCAUAUACACGACCCCAAACAUUGGGCCCAAGAUAUAGAGAAUGCAGACACUGAAAAACACUGUCAACACAGCAAUCACACGAUUGCUACCGGACGCGUUAACCGGACAAAUGAAGAAGGAAUACCAUGUGAGAAGAUUCUCCUGGACUCAAAAGCAAGAAAUUCGUUGAGUUGUAAACUUUCUUCCAACUUGGCGACUCGUUUGUGGUUUCAUAAUGGGAAAGAGAUUAAUUCCUCUUACUUAGUUUUACAAAACGGAGAUCUGAUCCUUCUGAGUAGACCGGAGAGGCUGGGGAUAUAUGAGUGUUGGUCAGUUGAAGAGGACUUCAGGAAGCUGAUGGUCAAGUAUUGCGUGGAGCCAGAGGCCAUGGUCAAGACAACCACUCAAAGCACAGAAACGGAAAUGGUUAUUCAGAAAGUUAGUACGAUUGAUAAGAUUGUAAAUGCCUCCACGUUCGUCUCUUCUGGCAGCCAUUCUGCUAAGCAGCUCGGGAAGUCAUACUGGAACGAAUUUAUAAUCAUGACGACAUUAUUUGGAGUGGUUGUGGUCAUCGUAGUACUUUUCUUCCUCUACAAGAAACGUAAGGGAAUGAAAUCCAUUCUGAAGCCGGUGGAACAUCCUGAAAAGCAACUCCAAAAAUCUCGUAAAAAUGGAAAACCGGCAGAAAGUUUGCCAUUAAAUGGGACCAGUGCUCCGGUUCCCACAGCUGACCACAAAGGUUAUCAGACUCUUAAUGACAACUACAUCAUCAACACUCCUCUUCACGACCCAUUAAUCAUUAAUAACAUAUCGGAAUCUGAGAAAAGACCGUUAAAUGUCAAAGACACGCUCGUAGAGGUGUCCCCCACUUGCCAAAGACCCAGGGUACGGCUAGGAUCGGAAAUACGGGAUUCAGUGGUAUGAGGUCAUCAAAAUAAAACGUAUCCAUAUAUAUAUAAAAUAUAAGCCACAAAGGACUAGACGUGGUGGCUUUGUGCUCUGCGUAGUAAGCUGGAAAGCCUUUAUUAUUUAUGCAUGCUGUUUGGAAGAUGGAGGUGACGUUUCACAUUGUCAUCCUGUGUAC
Messenger RNA from Spea bombifrons (plains spadefoot toad), 2930 nucleotides. It is a transcript of the gene SEMA4B, whose product is annotated as semaphorin 4B. NCBI's taxonomy places the organism in Eukaryota, Metazoa, Chordata, Amphibia, Anura, Pelobatidae. The record is from RefSeq and is a predicted model, not a curated record. The coding region runs from base 251 to 2770 and encodes 839 amino acids. Gene Ontology annotation, biological process: negative chemotaxis; negative regulation of axon extension involved in axon guidance; neural crest cell migration. Gene Ontology annotation, molecular function: chemorepellent activity; semaphorin receptor binding. The transcript is spliced from 14 exons.